Molecule: messenger RNA, 2164 nt
Organism: Cebus imitator (Panamanian white-faced capuchin)
Lineage: Eukaryota; Metazoa; Chordata; Mammalia; Primates; Cebidae
Gene: RNFT1
Product: ring finger protein, transmembrane 1
Exons: 9
Coding region: 254-1450 (398 amino acids)
Biological process (GO): positive regulation of ERAD pathway
Cellular component (GO): endoplasmic reticulum
Molecular function (GO): ubiquitin protein ligase activity
Source: RefSeq, a predicted model, not a curated record
GCGGAGCGGGGGCAGGGCGCGCGCUCGUGAGAACGUCCGGGGAGCGCGCGCGCCGACGCCGACGCCGCCUGGCUGAGCGGAGCUGGAGUUGCUGCCUGUGGGGUUUGCGGUUGAUGGCUCCCACCGAGGGGCUGGCGGCGGCGUCUGCCGCUGUUCCUGCUGUUGCUGCCGAGACCUCCGUCCGCUUCUGGUCAUGAGAGGAGACAGCCCUGAAGCAAAGAUAUCUGGGUCAGAGAAAAAGUAGUUAAGGGCCAUGCAAGCCAAUCGUAGCCAACUACACAGUCCUCCAGGAACUGGAAGCAGUGAGGAUGCCUCAACCCCUCUGUGUGUCCACACAAGAUUGACAGGAGAAGGUUCUUGUCUUCAUUCUGGAGAUGUUCAUAUCCAGAUAAACCCUAUACCUAAAGAAUGUACAGAAAAUCCAAGCUCCAGAAAUACAAGGUCAGGUGUCCAUAGCUGCGCCCAUGGAUGUGUACACAGUCGCUUACGGAGUCAUUCCCACAGCGAAGCAAGGCUGCCUGAUGAUACUGCCACAGAGUCUGGAGAUCAUGGUAGUAGCUCCUUCUCAGAACUCCGCUAUCUCUUCAAGUGGUUGCAAAAAAGUCUUCCAUAUAUUUUGAUUCUGAGUGUCAAACUUGUUAUGCAGCAUAUAACAGGAAUUUCUCUUGGAAUUGGGCUGCUAACAACUUUUAUGUAUGCAAACAAAAGCAUUGUAAAUCAGGUUUUUCUAAGAGAAAGGUCCUCAAAGAUUCAGUGUGCUUGGUUACUGGUAUUCUUAGCAGGAUCUUCUGUUCUUUUAUAUUACACCUUUCAUUCUCAAUCACUUUAUUACAGCUUAAUUUUUUUAAAUCCUACUUUGGACCAUUUGAGCUUCUGGGAAGUACUUUGGAUUGUUGGAAUUACAGACUUCAUUCUGAAAUUCUUUUUCAUGGGCUUAAAAUGCCUUAUUUUAUUGGUGCCUCCUUUCAUCAUGCCUUUUAAAUCUAAGGGUUACUGGUAUAUGCUUUUAGAAGAAUUAUGUCAAUACUACCGAACCUUUGUUCCCAUACCAGUUUGGUUUCGCUACCUUGUAAGCUAUGGGGAGUUUGGUAAUGUAACUAGAUGGAGUCUUGGGAUAUUGCUGGCUUUACUCUACCUCAUACUAAAACUUUUGGAAUUUUUUGGGCAUCUGAGAACUUUCAGACAGGUUUUACGAAUUUUUUUUACACGACCAAGUUACGGAGUGGCUGCCAGCAAGAGACAGUGUUCAGAUGUGGAUGAUAUUUGUUCAAUAUGUCAAGCUGAAUUUCAGAAGCCAAUUCUUCUCAUCUGUCAGCAUAUAUUUUGUGAAGAGUGCAUUACCUUAUGGUUUAGCAGAGAGAAAACAUGUCCACUGUGCAGAACUCUGAUUUCAGAUCAUAUAAACAAAUGGAAAGAUGGAGCCACUUCAUCACACCUUCAAAUAUAUUAAGUUGUAUAAACUAUUAAGGCCACAAAAUACUAAUGUCAUUUGGUCAUAAUCACUACUGAUGAAGGCAUCAAAAUGGAUUUUCAGGGCUACAAGAAAAAUGUUUCUCGAUGGUUUUAGAAUGUAAGACUUAUGGUCCAAUUCAUCAAAAGAUUUAAUGAAAGAACCCUGUGUUUUAAAAUAUAUAUAAUGUUCAGCCUAAUGUAUAUGCCACAUUUAUUCUAUUCUAAUUAUUUGACAGGUAACUGCAGUGUUAAAUUGUAAAUGUGUUUUCUUAAUGUUAACAAAACCACAAUUUGUAGAAUUGGUGGUUUUAGAGAACUCAGGUAUUCUUUCCUGACAUUGUUUUCAGAAUAAGGAAUAUUUUUCAUAAUAUUUUAAGAUACAUAUCAGAAAGAAUUUUGUUCAGCAUUGACUUUUAUAAUUCCCAUCCUAAAAAUUCUUAAUAUUUUCAUAAAAUUUGUAUUUUUAAAUGAAAGUUCUAAAUGUUAUAUUUUAUCAGUAACAGAUUUUUCUAAGAUUACUGAGGAUGAUACAUUUUAAUAUUGUAUUAUUCUCUGUAGUAUGACCAGAAUCAGUGAAAAUAAAUGAUUUAAAUUCAUUUUGUCUAUGGAUCUCAUAAAUUCUUCUAUCAUCAGCUUUAAUGCUCAUGAUCAUGCUUUUUGUGUAGUACCAUGGAGUAUCUUGAAGUAACUAUUAAAAUAAUUCAUGUGGAUU